This is a messenger RNA of Mugil cephalus (flathead mullet), 1693 nucleotides long. RefSeq names its product coiled-coil domain-containing protein 112. The transcript is spliced from 14 exons. NCBI's taxonomy places the organism in Eukaryota, Metazoa, Chordata, Actinopteri, Mugiliformes, Mugilidae. The coding region runs from base 32 to 1531 and encodes 499 amino acids. The record is from RefSeq and is a predicted model, not a curated record.
AAGUUUGCUCUGUUUACAUGUUCGCCUAAACAUGGCCGCCCUAGCAACCACGGGAUGCGGCGAUACACAUUGCUCGGGAGAUGGAGACCAUCUGACCUGCCCAUCAUCCCCAGUGCUUGGCAGCAAUGGCGAUCACAGGCUGGACAGACAGAAAGCUACACAGUUUCUCAGGGAAGCAGAGAAGAACAGGAGACAGAUUGAAAAGCUGGAGAAAGAGAGGACGCUGAAUGCUCAGUGCAGAAAGAACGGUUGGACAGAUGUGUCUGGUGAACUGGAAGAGUACGAGAAACUACUGGAGGAGGAAAGAAAUGUGGAGAAGAUUAAGCUUCAAAAGCAGCUCGUCAAGAUUCAUAAUGGUGUGAGGAAAUUUCAGACACACCUGACUGAUGUAAAACCAACUCCUGAGCUGAUUGAGAAACUGCAAGAAAUAAUGUCAGAGGUUGAAAUCUCCAUUAACACCCUGAAGGAGGAGCAGCGCUCAUGUUUUGAGGAGUUCUUGAAGGAGGAGAGGACGUGCAGACAGGAAAUCACUGCUUAUGAUAAGAAGAUUGAAAACUGGAGCCUUGCGGUCAAAUCGACCCCCAAACUACGUCCUGCUGCUACCGUUAAGACCAAACCUCCUGACCGAGACCUCCCUGCUGAGGUCAGAGCACUGGAGUCCUUUCUGCAAAGGACAGGAGGCCCUAAUGGAGGCUGGGAUCAAUACGACCACCAGGCCUACCUUAAAAUCUGGACAAAGCACGGCGGGGAGCCGGCCUACAGGAAAGAGGCCAAGCUCUACCUGCCUAGUAAAACUUUGGAGGAGAUAGAGCAACAUGAAGAAUGGCAUCAGGAGCUGAUGUAUCUACAGGGGAGAAAGAGAGAGGCCAUUCAGCGGUGGAAGGCCAGCAAGCAUCAGGAACGCCAGGCCAGGAUACUGAGUCAGGAGGAAAAGGAGGAGACAGAAAGGAGGGAGAAGGAGGCCAAGAGCCAGGCUCAGCAAUACAAGAGUGAGGAGGAGAGGAGGGAGGCGGCACGGCGACUGGAGGAGUGGAGGGAAGAGAGGAAAAGGAAGGAGGAAGAGGAAGAGGAGCAGAGACUGGUUGAAGAGAUACAAAAACAGAAACGGGCAAAGGAAGAGCGUCGUCGGCAGCUGGAAGUGAAGCUGACCAUCGAGGAGCAGCUUCGACUGAAGAGAGAGAAAGAGGAGGAGGAGGAGAGGAGGAGGAGAGAGGAGGAACAGAGAGAAGUGGAAGAGAGGAGAAGAGAAGCAACAAGGGGCAUCAAACGCUUAAAUGAAAGGGAUCUACACAAGGUGGAGGCAAAGUUUCAUGAAAAACAGCUGAGGGAAAAAGAGGAGGAGGAAAGACGCAGGAGAAUCGCUGCUAAGUUGAAGGAGAAGGUUGAUGGUCAAGUCAGCAGAGACGCCUCCAGGCUCACCCGUCCCACGAGGGGAUGGCAGGAGAGGAUGAAGCACGUUGGACCUUCAGGAGGAGGGCCUGUGCUACAGAUGUUUCACAGAGCUGUUCCUACUUGGAGACAGGGCCUGUGAUGAUGAAGACUUUUUUUUUUUUAACAUUACAUUAAGAGAAUAUUUAUGGAGUGGAACCAAAACACCGAACUGUGCCUUUAUUUGAUCUGACUUCUUUUUCGAGGUUGUGCAUCUCAGCUGUUAUUUUCAAUAAAAGAUUGUUAUGGUGGCGUUUCUCAAUAA